Molecule: messenger RNA, 2455 nt
Organism: Myxocyprinus asiaticus (Chinese sucker)
Lineage: Eukaryota; Metazoa; Chordata; Actinopteri; Cypriniformes; Catostomidae
Exons: 20
Coding region: 1-2301 (766 amino acids)
Biological process (GO): calcium ion transmembrane transport; intracellular calcium ion homeostasis
Cellular component (GO): membrane; endomembrane system
Molecular function (GO): calcium:proton antiporter activity
Source: RefSeq, a predicted model, not a curated record
AUGGCCCAGACCAAACACGCGAUGUCCGCUGAUGUGGAGAGUCGGAGGCGACAGUCCACUGAGAGUUCAGAGCCCCUCUGGGACCAUGACCCCAAAGGUCGCCGCUGUAGCUCGCAGUGUGACAGACUGUGUGUGGCUGGUGCAUACCAUGAGAUUCUUGAUACUCCCUCCCCCUGCACCUCCCAGUAUUUCGGACAUUACACCCCAAAAUGCUUCUCUGCCCACAGGCAUUCACAGCACUCACGGUGCACAGAUGACGUUUGGCAGGAAGCGAGCAUCCGAACAACCAUCCGAGCAGAAAACGAGGUGGAAGCAAAUAAACUUGCCAACAACUACAGGUUUGGUUUCAGGAAAUGGAAGAGUCAUGUAACCGAACGACCCAUUGAGGACAGAUCUGAUGUGGUGAAGGAGCUUUAUUCUGAGCUCAACUACAUCAAACGUCAUUCGGGAUCUCUGAUCACUCCUGGGAAUGUUGUAUAUGUGUUGCUCUUUGGCUGGUGGAUCUCCUUAUUUUACUUCUUGGUCAGUCUACUGAUGUUUUGCUCAAUCGCUGGGAUCCCAUAUGGAAAACUCUGUUUCCAGUUGUCAGGUUAUUUCUUAUGGCCAUUUGGAAAGGCAUUACAAAAGAGCAGUAGCCUGGUGAGGAAAUGUUGUAUAAAAUUCCCCAACUGCGAGGCCAUUCCGGAGGAGGGGGAUGAGGUUAAGGAUUCCUCAGAGGUCAAAGAGUCCACACCUCUGUUGCGCUCCGCUCCAACUAUAGUCACAGAAAUACCUGUGACUACUACGCCCCCCAAACAGACACAUUACUGGUGUCGUCUAAGCACAUAUGUUUGGCUGGUGAUUGGAUACCCCCUGCUGGCUGUGGUUCAUUUCCUGGCCAUCUUCCUGUCAUGGAUGAUGGUUUUCACCAUCCCUGUUUCAAAGAUGAAUGCUAGGACAUUGAGCACCAUCCUGCUCAUGCCACCAGAAGAGGUCAACGUUCGUACAGUGAAAAAACCACAAGGCUGUGAGACCAGAGUUCUGCUUUGCUGUUAUAAUGCCUUCAACUGGUAUUACUACAAAUACACUGUGGAUGGAAUCAAUGUGUUUGCAGUCAAUCUGUUGCCACUGGUUAUCAUCACUCUUGUGAUCGGCUAUGUGGACAAAGAUAAUUAUUUUGUGAGCUCAGAGGCAAAGUUUGCUACAGCAUUGAGCUCGAUUAUCCCCUUGUCUUAUUACAUUGGAAUGGGAAUAGCAAGUAUUUCAGCACAGAGUAACUUUGCAGUGGGUGCAGUUGUAAAUGCCACCUUUGGGUCCAUUACGGAGAUGGCUUUCUACAUAACAGCUUUGCUGCAGGGCCACCAUGCAGGAAGCAAGUGCUACGCAGAGAUUGUCAAAUCUGCACUGACUGGCACCCUGCUGGGCUGCAUUCUCUUUAUACCUGGGGUCUGUAUGAUCAUCGGGGGCUGUAAACACCGAGAGCAGAGGUUCAACAGCAGAUCAGCAGGAGUGAGUUCAGCACUGCUCUUCAUAUCAGUGGGAGGUGUUUUUGCCCCCACGCUGUUUUCAAAAGCCUAUGGAAACUUUAUUUGUGAGGGCUGUAACAAUUCACCUGGUAACACCUCAAAGCCCUUCUUAUGCAACAACUGCCACUAUGACCUGAGCGAAAACAAUCAACCUCUUUUUUUGAGUCACAUCGAGCCUUUAGUGUACACUAUCUCUGUCCUGUUACCUGCCGCUUAUCUCAUUGGUCUGAUCUUCACCCUGAAAACCCAUUCACAUAUUUAUGACAUCCAUGUCAGUGAUAGCCACUGUCACGUUAUGAGUGAUCAUGGAGCAGUGGCUCACUGGUCGAGAGUGAGGGCUCUAGUGGUGCUUAUUUUGGCUACAUUACUGAUGGCAGCGUGUGCUGAUCUUACCACUGAGCACAUCAAACCAAUCAUUUCUAACUCCAGUGUCUCGCAGUAUUUUAUUGGAGUGACUGUGUUAGCCAUGGUGCCCGAGCUUCCUGAGAUAGUCAAUGGAAUCCAGUUUGCUCUUCAGAACAACAUCAGUCUCAGCCUGGAAGUGGGGAGUUGCAUUGCAGUUCAAGUGUGCAUGCUACAAAUACCUCUGCUGAUCCUAUUCAAUGCUUUUUAUGAUGUUGGAUUCGUCCUCAUAUUCAGUGAUUUACACCUCUGGGCAAGCAUCUUUAGCGUUAUCCUGGUCAACUACAUAUUUAUGGAUGGAAAGUCUGACUAUCUCCAGGGGACAGCUCUGGUGGUCGUUUACCUCAUUCUCCUGGCCUUGUACUUUUUUGCGCCUGCUCCCCUCGGCUGCUGAGAAAUAUGAUUACACUGAAGCUGAGAACAAUUUCACUAUAUGUAUGCCUAUGACACAGAAAAUGUAUAAAUGUAAUGGAAACUUAAGACAGAUAAUGUAUGAAUGUAUAUUCCAUGUGACAGAAAAAACAAUUUAUUCAAAAGAAAAGAGAUAC